Anneissia japonica is the source of this 1052-nucleotide messenger RNA. RefSeq names its product gamma-interferon-inducible lysosomal thiol reductase-like. The record is from RefSeq and is a predicted model, not a curated record. Gene Ontology annotation, molecular function: oxidoreductase activity, acting on a sulfur group of donors, disulfide as acceptor. Bases 48 to 800 code for a protein of 250 amino acids. The transcript has 5 exons. NCBI's taxonomy places the organism in Eukaryota, Metazoa, Echinodermata, Crinoidea, Comatulida, Comatulidae. Gene Ontology annotation, cellular component: lysosome.
UGACUUUACAUACAAAGCGAUUUAGCAACUGCUGUACUACCAUCAAGAUGGAAAGAAAGGUUGCAUUCCUCCUUCUGUUAAUUAACGUAAACGUAAUAUUGGCUGAUCGCUGUUCUCUUCAUCCGAGCUUAUGGUGUUCCUCAAGGGAGACGGCAAGGGCUUGUAAGGUGGAGCAGCAGUGCAAACCAUGGUUAAAAUUGAAGAUUGAUGCACCGCCAGUCAAUCUAACUUUAUACUACGAGUCUCUCUGCCCAGACUGUAAACAAUUUAUAGCCGAACAACUUCAACCAACUUGGGAAAAGUUAGGAGCGACAGGAAUACUGAACUUGGAAUUGGUUCCAUAUGGCAAUGCUCAGGAACAAAAUGUUGGAGAUGAGUGGCAGUUCACAUGUCAACAUGGUGAACGAGAGUGCGCUGGCAACGUCAUGGAGACGUGUGUCUUAUCCCUUGUUCCGUUCAAACAAGCAGUUCUUGUGAUCUUCUGUAUGGAAGCAGCAAAUGACCCAGCUAAUGCUGCUCAACAGUGCCUUAUGAAGUAUGGGUUAGAGUUUAAUGCUGUUUCCAAAUGUGCCAACAGUAGUCAAGGCAACCAGCUUGAGCAUAAGAUGGCUCUGAAAACAGAUGCUUUACAGCCACCUCACACCUACGUGCCUUGGGUAACAAUCGAAGGGGUGCACACAGAAGAAAUGGAGAAGGCGGCCGAGAAGGAUCUUCUUCACCUAAUAUGCAACUACUAUACUGGGCCUAGACCUGAUGCAUGCAAUACUAACAAGCCUAUCACCCACCACUCCUUAAACUGAAAUUUACCUUAUAAACAGCACCCACAGGACAACAGGAAAACAAUAAUAUACUCUUUAAGUUUUCAAAAUCUUUUUGGAUAUAUUAUAAAUGUUCUUAAAAUAAUUUUAUAAUGACAGAGUAAUUUUUGUUUCUUAACAUUUUAAUUAAAUAUAAAUUAAAAUUUGAUACAUUUUUGUAAUUAUAAUCUAUUGAUCAAUAUGAUCGCACAAAUAACAACUUUAUAAUGCAGAUAUUAAACAUGCACAAAGCAA